This is a messenger RNA of Mya arenaria, 2285 nucleotides long. RefSeq lists its product as uncharacterized. The transcript is spliced from 16 exons. Bases 184 to 1848 code for a protein of 554 amino acids. Gene Ontology annotation, cellular component: extracellular region. Gene Ontology annotation, molecular function: chitin binding. The record is from RefSeq and is a predicted model, not a curated record. NCBI's taxonomy places the organism in Eukaryota, Metazoa, Mollusca, Bivalvia, Myida, Myidae.
AUUACGAUAUUUAAAGCUAAACAGUUUAAAAUUGUCUUCCUUGUUCGAUUCAAACCCGUUGAAAUUUUACAUUCAACUUCGAGAAUGCAAGAGCUAGUGUUUAAUGUGUUUUGAAACUUAACUAAAAUUGCAUAUUCAUUUUAAAGCUGUUUUAGUGCUUUUGGUGGAUUUAAGACCAGCGAGAUGUCUGCUCACAAGAAUGCUUACGAAAAUAGCGGCUUCAACUCGGUGAACGAUUCGAUAGCAAGCCAGAGAGACUUCUCCCUGACGACGGAUGGAGGUCACCGGUCAGCUUUUAAGGAAGUGCCUAACCAACAUCUGGAUGGUUCUAAAACCGAGGACACAUUCAAGAAAGUACCUGUGCAGGUGUAUGGAGCGCAGCGGAACGUUGAUACACCUGAUUCAGUGGCCAGCAAUCCCAAGCGCCUAAUUUGGUCGACGGGAGGAGGAAGCAGCCCACAGCAUAAUAUAGAUGCGACAAACCUACAACAGCAAUACAACAAAAAUGGGGCAAAGAGCAUGCGCGAUCUUUACAGCGAGAGUAGAGCGAAACAGGAACCAGGAUACGAAGACCUUGCAUUUGGGCAAAAUGACAGCAAGCAGGGAGCAAGGAGCAUGCGUGAAGUUUACGGCGGGAAUGAAAAGAAACAGGGACCAGGAUACGAACAUCUUACAUUUGAGUUUCCCUCAAAAGACUUAAGAAGGAAUAAAAAAGAAAGGACAAGUUCGUGUGAUAAAGUUUGUUGCCUGAAGUGUGGGGUAUUUAUAUCAUGCGUGUGUGUUCUCAUCGCGGCUAUAGUCAUGCUGGUUUAUUUCAAGAGCAACUCCAGCGGAGACGCAGACAAGCUCGGUAGUGUAUAUACGACCAAAAGUCCCAUAACUACAGCCAAACCUGUUGUAACAACGCCUUCGAUCGCAACCUGUGAACCAUUACCGGUUAACUUACAAGAUAAGAUGGAAAUUCGUUGUUUGGACCUCACGUACAUUGAUCGUAUACACACAGUCGUGGUUAAGCCCCCGCCAUACAUGAACGAAGGACGAAAUAUCACAAUGGCCAUAGGAGAAACAAACAACACCUCCUGGAUACCUGAGAUUGACAUCGCGAAGGAUUUGUUUAUGGUCCACGGACCAGAUGCCACAUGCAGCUCCAGUGGAAUCUAUACUCUGUAUUUCUACAAAGAUGACGGCGAUGUUUUGUUUUACACACGCAACUUGAACGUUACUGUGAUAAGUGAGGUAAAGAGGGUGAAUAUAUCCCUGUCCCAGCAAAUAACGACGGACAACACAACCGACUUCACCAUUGGUUGCUCGACAAAUUCUGGCUGUGAACAGUCGUUUGUAGACUUCUUUGCAGAAAUCAACAAGGAGGAGCAGUAUCUCAGAGGUGUUAAUUUCACGUGCACAAUAACGUACAACGAUUACGACGGAUACAGCGUCUCUUGUAUCGGGGUUAUCCCGGAAUUCCUCCUCGCGCAGUUUGAGCGGAUCACGUGCAAGCCAAGGUCAAGGCUCCUCGAUGACCUGGAUGAGGACGAGCUAACAAAAUUAGAGCAGGAGUUUGAGCUGAAAGAAUGCGACCUCCUAACGCACUGUGGUUACGAGUGCACAAAAGAUAUUGAGGAUUAUUUUGCCGUGGACAGUUACCGGUGUGACAUAUUCCAUCGGUGUGUGGGCAGACGCGUGUACACCUCCUACUGCUCUCCAGGUACAUUCUUCGACCCGCGACCCGAAAAUUGCGCGUGCAAGCACAGACAGGAGGUCACGUGGUGCCGGCAAGAUGGCGCCAUCAGCCCGGACAGCCCCGUGCCAAAAGAGACAUGUGCUAACCAGAUGAUACCAAGAAAAUAGAUAUCCAAGUUUAGUUUAACGAAAUCUCGUUUUUGUGACUGUUUUGACAUUUUCACUUUUGUCUUAAGAAGUGAGGCAUUUUAAUAACGAUCACCUAUUCGUACUGACUUUUGCAAUGUGAAAAAAUGUAUAUGCUUAUGAAACUGUAUUUAUCAUAUUACCAAUAACUUGAUGUUAUGGUGUGUUUUAUCUCGGUGCCUGUUUGAUGCAUUUCCUCUAGUGACUUGAUAUUGGAUCUUGAUUGCUUGGCUUGUCCCUGUAGUUUCUAUAAUAUUAUGGUCUAAUUCAAUUUAGGAUACAUAAUGUUUAUUCAUUUGCAGGAGUUUUAAACCAUUCAAUGUCUACUAUUUUUAUUAUAUUGAUUGCCCUUUAUUUUCAAAAAAAAAUUGGCAUCGGCUUAUUAAUAAGCAGUUUUAUUAAAAAAAUAUAUAUUUGUU